GCUCCCUCCAGACAUCCCCCCCUCUCCCAGAGUCCAGACUGCACUCAGCCCUUUGCAAACCCCCACUCUGCUCGUGCAAAGCUUCCUCUCUCUCCAAUUAUACAUUCCAUUACCUACCCCAGCAGUUGUUGCUUCGCUUGGUCGCAAUGGCCGGCAUGCUACCCGCGAGCGUUUAUGGGCUCCGCGUCCCAGCUGGUGGUCUCCCAAUCCCCGCUGCGGUAGAGUUCCCCGCCACUUUUCGCAUCACCAUGGCUGCCAUUGACCCUAGCGCAGUCCCCCAGCUUGACGAGACCUUCAAGACCCCUCGUGCUACCUUGAAACUCAUCCGCGAGCCUCUUGGCCCGGAAGACUCUGAUGACGAAGACGACGACGACUUUGAUAACAUCGAGGCUAUCAAAGCCCGCCUUGCCGGCGUCAUCUCCGACGAAGAUUCCGACAUGUCGGAUGACAGCGAUGAGGACAGCGAAGCAGAGAAGAACGGGGGCCCUAGCGACCCUGCCAAGGCCAAGCAGGCCAAGCGGGAAGCAUUUGCGAAGAAGCUGAAAGAAGAACUUGAAGCCGAGGAGAUGGAGCUCGACCAGCCCAAUGGCGUCAAUGGAGUCGGCUCAAAAGGGAAAGCCAAGGCCAUUGAUGGCGACAUCAGCAGCGACGACGAGGAUGGAGAGAGCGAGGGCGAGGGUGAGGUCGAAGAAUUCGUCCUUUGCACUCUCGACCCAGAAAAGAACUACCAACAGCCACUUGAUAUUACCAUCAGUGAACACGAGCAGGUCUACUUCUGCUCCAAUGGCACCCACGACAUCUACCUCACUGGCAACUACGUCUUGCCUAUGGAUGACCCUGAGAAUGAAGAUGACUCGGAUGACUAUGAUGAGGACGAAUAUGAUCUUCCCCCGGAUUCGGAUGAGCUUGAUGAAGUGUCUGACUUGGAGGAGGAUAUGCUUGAUGGGCUCCAGGAUCCAAGGAUCGAAGAAGUCCCAUCUGAUGAAGAGCCUCCAAAGCUACUCAAAGCCGAGAAGAAAGGCAAGAACAAGCGGCCUGCUGAAGACUCUGCGAGCGAAGAGGAGCCCACCACUCUCGACGACAUGAUUAGCAAGACGGCCAAGGCCGAAGCUCCGACUACUACCAAUGGCGAGCAGAAGCUGAGCAAGAAGCAAGCCAAGAAACUUAAGAAGAAUGAUGGCCAGGCUGUCGCCACUGCUCAAGAACCGGCCAAGAAAGAACAGGCAGCAGCACCCAACAGUGACAAGAAGAAGGUUCAGUUCGCCAAGAACCUGGAGCAAGGCCCAACUGGCUCGCCAAAGGUGCAGGAGGAAAAGAAGGAGACCCCAGCAGCUAAGGCUGGGCCGAGAGUUGCCAACGGCGUGACGAUCGAGGACAAGAAGCAGGGCAAGGGCCCCGCCGCAAAGAAGGGCAACAGGAUCGAGAUGCGGUAUAUUGGCAAGCUGAAGAGCAAUGGCAAACAGUUUGAUGCCAACAAGAAAGGCAAGCCUUUUGCAUUCAAACUCGGUGCAGGUGAGGUUAUCAAGGGUUGGGACCUUGGUAUAGUUGGCAUGACCGCUGGUGGUGAGCGUCGCAUAACAAUCCCAGCCCAUUUGGCAUACGGCAAGAAGGCUCUUCCUGGCAUUCCCGCGAACUCGGACUUGAUAUUCGAUGUCAAGUGCAUGGCGGUCAACUGAAGCAUCUUCAUCUAUAUUCACUACGGCUCGUACGUAUACGAGACGCACCUCCCUCUUGUACAACCCAACGGACUCCACUCCUGCGCUUACCAGCUCGCGCAGGUGACUGGCGCGUGUUGGGCCGCUGCGCUUCUCUCAUAUAUUUCCUUACGUUGAUGUUGCUUUACAUGCAUAGCGUACGAGAUAUCCGACUUGCAUAAUCUUGGGCAUGCGAUAGAUUCGUGCAGGAAGGAAGGAUUUCUCACCCAAUGCCUGAUGCCGCCUCUUUCCCAGCCUUUAGUUUUCCGGUUUUCUGUUUUCCUGAUUCUGCGCCCGGAGGGCUAUGAGCGGGUGUCAUAGCGAGGUGAUACCACGAGAAGUAUUGCUGAGGAUGCUAAUACCCGAAAAAGUUUGGAGUAUGUGUGAAUUAGCG
This is a messenger RNA of Lindgomyces ingoldianus, 2088 nucleotides long. RefSeq lists its product as uncharacterized. Bases 147 to 1676 code for a protein of 509 amino acids. Gene Ontology annotation, molecular function: macrolide binding; peptidyl-prolyl cis-trans isomerase activity. Gene Ontology annotation, cellular component: chromatin; nucleolus. Lineage: Eukaryota; Fungi; Ascomycota; Dothideomycetes; Pleosporales; Lindgomycetaceae. The record is from RefSeq and is a predicted model, not a curated record. The transcript has 4 exons.